Molecule: messenger RNA, 3301 nt
Organism: Manihot esculenta (cassava)
Lineage: Eukaryota; Viridiplantae; Streptophyta; Magnoliopsida; Malpighiales; Euphorbiaceae
Product: transcription factor GTE8
Exons: 10
Coding region: 883-3102 (739 amino acids)
Molecular function (GO): protein binding
Source: RefSeq, a predicted model, not a curated record
AGGUUUUUAUUUUUCCGUUGUUUUAAAGGGGUCUUCUCUUCGACUCCGGCGGCUCUGCUCUCGAUCCAGUGCAAAGAAGACAGCUGUUGUACUCCAUUGAAGUUGAUUAAAAGCUUCGAUUUCGGGUCAACAUUACGAUCUAGGGUUUUUGGUUGUGGUGGUGGUAUGAUCUUUGCUAUGUUUCUUCUAUCUUUUGGAUUCUAUACAUCUGGUCUAUGAAUUUCUUGUCGGCUUCUGUCGGAGUUUUUUACGGUGAAAGGUUUCGCUAUUCAAUUAGCCAGCAAGGGAUAAGUGACGGGUAAAUCACUUUGUGUUCUGAGGUUGCGUUGUGUUAGUUUUAUUAUAAGCAAAUGGGUGGAUUUGGAUUAGGUUAGGGUUUCUUUUGUUCAAGUAUGUUGUUGCUUAGGCAGUUUUACUUUGGAGGUGUAAAAAUUGACUUUAAAUUUAGGAACUUAGCUGACAAUAAAUCUUAAUUUAUAUGAACCAUUUCUUAGCUUUGAAGGUGAGUUAUAUUUUCUUUUAUUUCAUUGGGGGGUUCAAUUAUUCAAGCGGUUUCACUUUUACGAGUUGUAAACUUGGAAAUUUUGAUGAUAUUUUAUUUAAUUUUCAGUGUGUAGAUAAGUGAUUCGGAUCUUGUUUUUCCCUAGUACUGAACGUGAACUACAAAUUUGUUAUGGUAAUCUAGUUAAAAGGGGCUUGAGAAAUGCUUCUAUCCUAUCUCAAUUGAGCCUUAUCAUGUGUUGUUCAAGCUGCACCGCUAGAUAAGGCUAUUUGGAAGUAUGAGGAGGUAAUAUUAUUCUCAUGGUUUUGUUUAUGCAGAGUUGGGUAUUGAGUGAACUGAUUUAUCCGAGCAAUAAGAAACUAAAGAAGUACUAGAAUAAGAUGAUGUCGAAGAAUGAUAAAUUCCAUGGAGGAUUUUAUCGAAAUACAUUUGACACAAUGGGUGAAUUGGAGGGUUCUGGUAGCUCAGGACGGAUUGAUACAGAGAUUACUGCUUCUGAGGAUUCAAGUGCCCCGACAAGGAAAUGCAUUAACUUAAAUUCCAAUAAACAGGACAAAUUUGGUGUUCCUCUAGAAUUCAUUUCUCUAUCUCGCAUGUCGCCAUCUGAAAGAAAGGAUCUAAUACAUAGGUUGAAAUUUGAACUUGAACAGUUAAGGAUACUCCAAAAGAAAGUGGAGUCACAGAGAACAAAUGCUGUUACAAUGUCUUCUUCCAGCGACAUUCUCAGUUGUAGCAAUGGGACAAAUGGGCCUCAGGUUGCAAACUGUAGCAAGUCAUCAGUGAUGACCUCUGGGCCAGGGAAGAAAGCCAAUCCUACAGGUAAAGGGCGGGAGUGGAAUAGGAGUAGUUCUGGAAAGUUCAAAUCUGUAAAGCAUGGUCCAGCACCAAGCACUACAAAUAUGAUGGUGAUGAAACAGUGUGAGACACUGUUGAGCAGAUUGAUGACCCAUCAGUAUGGAUGGGUCUUUAACGAGCCAGUUGAUGUAGUGAAGUUGAACAUUCCUGAUUAUUUUACUAUUAUUAAGCAUCCAAUGGAUUUGGGAACCAUAAAGAGGAAGAUGGUCUCUGGUGUGUACUCAAGCCCACUGGAAUUUCUUACUGAUGUGAGGCUUGCUUUCAAUAACGCUAAGGAGUACAAUCCAAAGGGACAUGAUGUUCACAUCAUGGCUGAUACUCUUGGUAAAUUCUUUGAAGUGAGAUGGAAAGCUAUUGAAAAGAAAUUACCCAGGAUUGGUACUCAGGCUUUACCGGCAAAUUCAGGCCCUCAUGAAGACCUACAAACUACUAAAGCCACUCCCAUCAAAAAGAGAACAGGAGGUCCGUAUCAACAUGAAAUUGUUCCAGAGCCUGCUAGGCAGGUAAUGACAGAUGAUGAGAAGCAGCAUCUAGCAAGAGAAUUGGCGGAUUUGUUGGGAGAAAUGCCUGUAAAUAUUAUUGAAUUUUUGAGGGAGCAUAGUUCAAAUGGAACGGAUGCAGGAGAGCACGAAAUCGAGAUAGAUAUUGAUGAUCUUAGUGAUGAUACUUUGUUCACAUUGCGGAAGCUUUUGGAUGACUAUUUGUUAGAGAAACAAAAGAAUGAAGUUAGGGGGGAACCUUGUGAGAUCGAGCUGUUGAAUGUAUCUGGUCUAAGCAAUUCAUCCAUGCAGCAACAAAAAGGUGACGAGGAUGUUGAUAUUGGUGGCAAUGGGCCUCCUAUCUCAAGCUAUCCUCCUGUAGAGAUAGAAAAGGAUACAGGCCUCAAGGGCACUAAAUGUGUCAGUUCAAGCAGCUCUAGUGAUUCAGACUCAGAUAGUUCUUCUGAAAGUGUAUCUGAUGAUGGUAGAGCUUCAAGUCCAAUAACUGCAACAAAGGCUUCUGAAAACUUAUGCAAUGGAGUUCAAUUAGAUGAUAAAGCAUGUGCUGGUGAUCCUUUGGAGAUAAAUCAGUCGUGUCCAGAAUCUGUUAGUGGGUUGGAUCAACUUGAGCAGACUUCCCAGCAAAAGCCAAGUUCUGUUGAGUCGGAUUAUUGCCAGGAUGGGGACAGUGCUCCAAGUGACAGGCAGGUCUCCCCUGAGAAGCUUAUCAGGGCUGCAAUGCUGAGGAAACGAUUUGCUGAUACGAUCUUAAAAGCUCGAGAAAAGGCGCUUUUGCAGGUCGAUAAGGAUCCUGAAAAACUGAGGCGAGAGAUGGAGGAGCUUGAGUUGCAGAAGAAGAAAGAAAAAGCUAGAUUACAAGCUGAAGCCAAGGCUGCGGAAGAUGCCCAAAGGCGAGCUGAGGUAGCAGCUGCAGCUGAGGCUAGGCGGAAGAGGGAGCUUGAAAGAGAAGCUGCACGUCAGGCAUUGUUGAAGAUGGAAAAAACUGUUGAAAUUAAUGAGAACUCUCGGUUUCUGGAAGAUUUAGAAAUGCUUAGGACUGCACCUCCCGAGCAUUUACCGAGCUCUGUAGAUGAGACGAGCCCAGAUCAGUCACAUGAUGGCUUGGGCAGUUUCAAGUUCGGGGGAAGUAACCCCCUGGAACAGCUUGGCUUGUUCAUGAAACAGGAUGAUGAAGAGGAAGAAGGCGAGCCGUCAAAUGUUCCAAAUCCUCCUAUAAACGACGUGGAAGAGGGAGAAAUUGAUUGAGCUGUGUACUCGUGAAAUCCCAAUGAAUGAAAGCUUCCAAGAAUAUGGCCAUAGGAUUAGGACCAUUAAGGCCUUGUAUGAUAAAUAGGGCAGCUAACUGCUUGACAUGCUGCAAGUGUAUACUUUACUAACGUUAACAAAUAGCAAGAUGCAUCAAAUUAAAAAUAUAAAAAGGAAAGAAAGGAAAAUUUAUAUGCUA